This is a messenger RNA of Prunus mume (Japanese apricot), 2396 nucleotides long. RefSeq lists its product as uncharacterized. Lineage: Eukaryota; Viridiplantae; Streptophyta; Magnoliopsida; Rosales; Rosaceae. The record is from RefSeq and is a predicted model, not a curated record.
GCAGUCAGUGGCGCAUAUAUACAAACACCUCAUACUCAUAGGCGUAUAAUAAGACGUUCGAAAAUCUCAUGGUCCCGUACAUCCGUGCUUGUUAAUUUUCUCAAAUCUCAACUGGGUUUUUCACAUUCUCUGUAACACAAAAAAUAUUGAGUUGUAAAAAUGGGGAAGAGAGGAGUGUUUUUGUUUUUGUUGUUGGCGUUGUGGCUGGCUAUGUCUGCAGGGACUUGGGGCCAGGACGCCAAGGAGACGCUGAACUUGGCUGCUGGAACAGCCCAGCACAAAACGCACGAGACCUUCAAAGCUGCCAAGGAAAACACCGAGUCGUGGGUUGAUCGUACCUUCGGCAUAAUCGCAGAGGGGUUAGGAUUCGGCCAGGAAAAUGCAAAAGAGAAGGCUAAGAAUAUGAGGGACAAAGCUGGGGAUGCAGCCUCUGUGGCUACAGAAAGAUUAAGAACGAGCACUUUUGGAUCUUCGGACACCGAUUCUGUUCAUGACAACUUUGAUCCCUCUAUAAGGAUGCCUACUGAUGCAGUUGACAAUGCCAAAGAGACCGUGACAAGGGCAAUGGGUUCUGGAAUGGAUACAGCAGCAAAUGCCUACGAUGAAGCAAAGAAUACAAUGAAUAGGGCUACAGGCGCGGCUUCUGAUAAGGUUUAUGAUGCAAUGGAAUAUGGAAAAGACAGAACUUCCGGUGCCUAUGAUGAAGCCAAGGAGAAAGUGAACACGGCCUCAGAUAAGGCCUACGAUGCCAAAGAGACAGUGAGAGGGGCAAUGGGUUCUGGAAUGGACAGAGCAGCGAAUGCUUAUGAUGGAGCAAAGAAUGCAAUGAAUAGGGCUAUGGGUUCGGCCUCUGAUAAGGCUCAUGACUCAAUGGAAUAUGGAAAAGAAAGAACUACCAAUGCCUAUGAUGGAGCCAAGGAGGGAGUGAACGUGGCCUCCGAUAAGGCUCAUGACGCAAUGGAAUAUGGAAAAGAAAGAACUGCCAAUGCCUAUGAUGGAGCCAAGGAGGGAGUGAACGUGGCCUCCGAUAAGGCUCAUGACGCAAUGGAAUAUGGAAAAGAAAGAACUGCCAAUGCCUAUGAUGGAGCCAAGGAGGGAGUGAACAUGGCUGCCUCUAAUAAGGCCUACGAUGUCAAAGAGGCAGCCAGAGGGGCAAUUGGUUCUGGAAAGGACAGAGCGGCGAAUACCUAUGAUGAAGCGAAGAAUACAAUGAAUAGGGCUACGGGUUCGGCUUCUGAUAAGGCAUAUGAUGCAAUGGAAUAUGGAAAAGAAAGAACUGCCAAUGCCUAUGAUGGAGCCAAGGAGGGAGUGAACAUGGCAUCCAAUAUGGCCUACGACGCCAAAGAGACGGUGCGAGGGGCCAUGGGUUCUGGAAUGGACAGAGCAGCCAAUGCCUAUGAUGGAGCAAAGAAUACAAUGAAUAGGGCUAUGGGUUCGGCUUCUGAUAACACUCAUCACGCAAUGGAAUACGGAAAAGAAAGAACUGCCAAUGCCUAUGAUGGAGCCAAGGAGAGAAUGAACAUGGCCUCAGAUAAGGCCUACGAUGCCAAAGAGGCAGCCAGAGGGGCAAUUGGUUCGGCUUCUGAUAAGGCUUCUGAUGCAAUGGAAUAUGGAAAAGAAAGAACUGCCAAUGCCUAUGAUGGAGCCAAGGAGAGAAUGAACAUGGCCUCAGAUAAGGCCUACGAUGCCAAAGAGGCAGCCAGAGGGGCAAUUGGUUCGGCUUCUGAUAAGGCUUCUGAUGCAAUGGAAUAUGGAAAAGAAAGAACUGCCAAUGCCUAUGAUGGAGCCAAGGAGAGAAUGAACAUGGCCUCAGAUAAGGCCUACGAUGCCAAAGAGGCAGCCAGAGGGGCAAUUGGUUCGGCUUCUGAUAAGGCUUCUGAUGCAAUGGAAUAUGGAAAAGAAAGAACUGCCAAUGCCUAUGAUGGAGCCAAGGAGAGAAUGAACAUGGCCUCAGAUAAGGCCUACGAUGCCAAAAAAAUGGUAGCGGGAGGAAUUGAUUCUGGGACGGAAAGAGCAGCCAAUUCAUACGAUGAAGCAAAACAAAAUGUUGGGGAGUCAUACAAGUCAGCUAAGGACUGCAUGACUGGACAUGCCAAGCAUAACUAUGAGGCUGCAAAGGAGAGUGCCUCGCAGGCUGCAGGAGAUCUCGGCGCUACCAUGAGGAAUGCUGGUUCAGAGAUAUAAGGAGGCCGAUUGCAUGCUUGCUCCAUGAAGCCAUGUUUGAUGAGUUUAUGUUUCUUUUGAGUAGCUAGGAAUCUCUGUAAGUUCUAUGAUCUAUGUUGCUAUAUGUUUCUUGUUUUCUCUUACUUUGCCCUUACAGUUUUGUUUCUUUAUAUCAAUGUUUUAUGUUUCUUGUUUCUAUGAAUACGGGUCAAGAAUUGCUUGAAUUAAGCUAG